This is a messenger RNA of Peromyscus californicus insignis, 568 nucleotides long. Its product is annotated as odorant-binding protein-like. The transcript has 5 exons. The record is from RefSeq and is a predicted model, not a curated record. The coding region runs from base 23 to 568 and encodes 181 amino acids. Gene Ontology annotation, molecular function: odorant binding; small molecule binding. NCBI's taxonomy places the organism in Eukaryota, Metazoa, Chordata, Mammalia, Rodentia, Cricetidae.
AGCAGGGAAUCCAGGCUCUAUCAUGGUGAAGUUCCUGCUGCUCGCUCUUGUGUUAGGUGUGUCCUGUGCACAUCAUAACAAUCCUGACAUCACUCCCUCAGAGGUUGACGGGAAUUGGCGCACCCUUUACAUAGGUGCAGAUAAUGUGGAGAAGGUACUCAAAGAUGGACCUUUGAGAGCUUAUUUUCAGCACAUGGAGUGCAGUGACGAAUGCCAGACACUCACAAUCACAUUCAAUGUCAAGGUGGAAGGCGAGUGCCAGACACACACAGUUGUGGGAAGAAAAGAGAAAGAUGACCUGUAUAUGACAGACUACUCUGGUAAAAAUUAUUUUCAAGUUGUAAAGAAGUCAGAUGACAUCAUCAUCUUUCACAAUGUUAAUGUCGACAACAGUGGAAAGGAGACAAAUGUGAUUUUGGUUGCUGGGAAAGAAGAGAGUCUGAGCAAAGCACAGAAACAGGAGCUUAAGGAGCUGGCCAUCAAAUUCAAUAUUCCAAAUGAAAAUAUCCAGCAGUUGGAGCCCACAGGUAACACUAUUGUGCUUCACACAGCACAUAAAUGCAUCUGA